AUGUCUAUUGCCAGUAUAGCAACAGAGUUUAUCUUAUCUGACUCUCUAAUCCGGGAACCAAAGGAUUCAAGAGCCAAGGGCUUACGCUUAGAACUGGCCACAGAUCGAAUUAUUAAAUUUAUCUCCGUGGGACUCCCUCUUCUCCUGGUCUCAGCCGCACUGGCAAAAGAAAUCUCUCUCAAAUCACAAAUCACCUGUUUUCCUCCCAGUAAUUUCUCGCUGAAACAGGCCACAUAUGUGGAUUUGUACUGCUGGGAGACCCUCCUCCACCAUCAUCUUCAAACAAGUGGCAGUUUGCAGGCAUCACUCUGGAUUCACAAGGUGUUCCCGUACUCUCUGUUGGUGAUUGGCAUGAUCAUGUAUCUUCCUGCUUUGAUUUGGAAAGUAUUUGUCACUCCAACCCUGACCGCUGACCUACUUUUCAUUAUUGAUGAGUUGGAUAAAGCCUACAAUCGAUCCAUCAAAGUGGCUCAAUUGAUUGUGAAGAAACAUGAGAACAGCCCCAAUGCCAAGCGUCUGAUCCAGGAAGAAUUAGACAGAGCUCGAAGGGAGAAGUUCUUUGAGUUUCCACUUCUACAGCGUUACCUGGCUUGCAAGAGUCGCUCCUAUUAUUUUGUUUGCAUGUACUACAUGAGGCAGCUACUUAUGUUGGUGUUCAUUUCUGCUGCCUGUCUUUAUCUCGUCUAUUGCCAUUUCCCAGCAUUUUUCCAGGAUGAAUUCAGUUGCUCCAUCAAAUCAGGACUCCUGGCCAAUGAUCCUGGCAUCCCAUCUGUGAUUCAGUGUAAGCUGACUUCAGUGACUAUAUUCAAGAUGAUUAGUGUGGUUAAUGGUGCUGUCUACCUUCUCUUAGUCCCCAUGAUUAUUUACACCCUACUGCAGCUCUGUUACUGGGACAAACAAUUUUUGGCUGUAUAUGAGAUGCUUCCUGCAUUUAACUUGGUUAGUAAGAAGAUGCUGGGUUGUGCUCUGAAUGACCUCAACAUCAUUCUCCAUUUGCUGCGUGCAAACAUCAAUCAGCUGGAGUCAUUUAAUCGUCUGGCAAUGGUAUGCGUUGUGAAGGAUGUGAGUGCAGGGGGACAUGGUUAUACCCUGUUAGAUAUGAUGACACUGCUUGUAGGAUUGGAAAACUACACACAUGGAGGUGGCGGCUAUCCCACUGCAAGCACAGAAAAUGGGGAGAUUGGAUUGCAUCAGCGGGGAUAUUUGGGUUCUCAAGGAGAACAGUAUCAGGGUAAGUGA
This is a messenger RNA of Hemiscyllium ocellatum (epaulette shark), 1239 nucleotides long. RefSeq names its product pannexin 3 (gene panx3). The coding region runs from base 1 to 1239 and encodes 412 amino acids. Gene Ontology annotation, biological process: monoatomic cation transport; positive regulation of interleukin-1 production. The record is from RefSeq and is a predicted model, not a curated record. NCBI's taxonomy places the organism in Eukaryota, Metazoa, Chordata, Chondrichthyes, Orectolobiformes, Hemiscylliidae. The transcript has 4 exons. Gene Ontology annotation, molecular function: channel activity.